AUGAAUAAGAAAAUUCUUUCAUUAUUGGUUGCUUUAACCUUAUUACAAGUCGCAUUAAGUGCUGAUUGUGACUUUUGUAAAUUUAGUGCUGAUGGUACUGAUAGUGCUGGUGCUUGUACUGAUUGUGAUCCAAAUACUUGCACUAAGCAAACAAAAGCUGCUGGUGCUAAGGAGGAUGUUUGUACUGCUUUACCUUGUCCUUAAGGUACUUACAGUGCUAUAGGGUUUGAUAAUGAUGGUAAAGGAGGAAACUGUUCAGCUUGCGAUGCUGGUACUAGUACUCCUGCAGCUUAAACUAAGGGAACUGAUAAAUCAGUUUGUACUUUAAAGGCUUGUGUUCAAGGUACUUUUAGCUCUACAGGUUUCGAUAAUGAUGGUAAAGGAGGAAACUGUUCAGCUUGCGAUGCUGGUACUAGUACUCCUGCAGCUUAAACUAAGGGAUCUGAUAAAACAGUUUGUACUUUAAAGGCUUGCUCUCAAGGUACUUAUAGCUCUACAGGUUUCGAUAAUGAUGGUAAAGGAGGAAACUGUGCAGCUUGCGAUGUUGGUACUACUACUUCUGCAGCUUAAACUUAGGGAUCUGAUAAAUCAGCUUGUACUUUAAAGGCUUGUGUUCAAGGUACUUUUAGCUCUACAGGUUUCGAUAAUGAUGGUAAAGGAGGAGACUGUACACCUUGUGAUGAAGGUACUAGCACCGCUAGCAAUUAAACUUAGGGAACUGAUAAAGCUACAGUGUGCACUCUCGUUUUGAAGUAAUGUGUUGCUGGUACUAGCAGCGCAACAGGUUAUGACACUGACGGAAAAGGAAAUGGUUGUAAUCAAUGCGGAGCUAAUACUUACUCAGCAGCUGGAGCUAAAAAUUGUACUCCUUGCGCUAAUAGUCGUGUUGCACCUGUUGGUUCCACUGUAGUAACUGCUUGUGCUUGUCCUGAAGGAACUACUGGUCCUGAAGAUGGCACAAGCGUAUGUGAAACAAGCACUAAUUCUAACUCUAAGCUUAUUCAAUUUGUCUUAAGCUUCAUCUGUUUGGUUCUUCUUUUCUGA
Messenger RNA from Tetrahymena thermophila SB210, 1044 nucleotides. RefSeq lists its product as hypothetical. NCBI's taxonomy places the organism in Eukaryota, Ciliophora, Oligohymenophorea, Hymenostomatida, Tetrahymenidae. The record is from RefSeq and is a predicted model, not a curated record. The transcript has a single exon.